UGGAGCAAUUAAUAUAUACCAUGGACGCGAACAAAACGAAUAAAUACGACCAACGAACGACGGUGUGCGACGUCGACAAAGCUGGCCCUUACGGCGCAUCGUCCAGCAGCGACGAGUACUUGGUUUCGGGCUGCUCUUGAGCUGGCGAUGGGUCGUUGUAGUAGUUGUUCGAGGCGGGCGAGUCACUGUUGCUGGGCUGGGCGAAUGCAUUCCACGACGGCGACGACGGAUGGGUGGCAAAUUCGCUAUCAUUGUGUUGCUGAGGUUGCUGAAGGUGGCUCGUCGAUGCAUGGUUCAUGCGGUACGAUGUAAGGGGGGGCACCGGCUCGCUCGCGCUUCGGAAUGCACGCGUCAUGGUAGGAUGAUGCCGUCCUCCUUGGUCGUCGCGGCCUUGUUGAUGCAGCAUUUGCUGCUGUUGAGGAUUCUGUCUCGUGGGGAUGCUAUCGAUGUUGUAGAGGAGCCAGUCGAACCACUGCUCGUUGCCGGGACCGUUGAGCGAGCGCUGUUGUGCUAGUGGCGGGUUGUGCAGUUGCGGCGACUGGAAAGGAAUUUGGUCGUCACGCCCUCGGGCACCACAACUCAGGCUGAUGUUUUGAAAUGCGCGACUGGCUUCCGUGGUCGGCGUCGGCUGUUGGGACAGCGACUGCUGCUGGGAUGGAUGGUUGGCAGGAAUUGUGAUCGUUGGAAAUGGGUAGCAGGUGGGCGGGUUCGAGUGUCGGUCGGCAGUCAUCAUUGCACGAGGAGCAGCGUCGUAGGCAUCAUUGGACAUGCGAUGCUGAAACAAGUUCACCGAGGUCGAUUGGGGGGUGCUCGGUUCUUCCUUCUUCGGCUGGUACGACGAAGGGGGGCUGCCAAAUGAUCCCAUCAUGGGCCGAACGAACGAAGACGCUUUGUCAAAGUGACCAAUGUCGUUGGGGAGAUGGUUUUCACUGUCGCCGCCGUCGUCGCCAUCGUCGUGGACGUCUGCGGACAGCUUUGGGUUGGUCUCACGCGAAUCGUCCAUCUUUUGCAGCCUGCGAAAGUACUUUUGUGCAUGCGUCCGCGUCUGGAGUACUGUGCGCGUCCCGACUGCCUUGGAGAUUUUGCGCCAUCGAUUCAAAACGCCGUGAGGGUACUGAUGCAGCCCUUCCACAAAUCGAUUGUGCUCUUCGUUUGACCACCGUCCCGAGUGAAACAGAACGCCGGACGGAAUGUUUUUUGUCCGAAGCUGCUUCUGUGUAUCGUUAUUGCCGAUCUCUGGGAACGACGUGGCGUUCAUGAUCCCGUGCGUCACUUCGUACGAUGUUCCCAUGUCGGCAGCCGAAUUGGAGCGGGGGAGACAGCUCCCCGCACUCGCCAUUGCGGGGCCACGGUGCAUCGAGGCAGACGGCGACAGAUGCGAGUGCUGGUGGCGCGGAUAUGCCGCGCCAAGUACAGCACCGCCAAACAAGUCGCUGGGAGUCGCGUCUUUGCGAUAUGGCAUGAGGUCCAUGGAGGGAAAGCUGUUGCUGCGACCCACACGACCGCUUACAUCGUGAAGGUACGGCCAUGGCUUCACCUGCUGUUGAAAAUGCUGCGACUUGUCCAUGAACCGGUCGUAGUUGUUCGACGUUGCUGUGGGGUCGUCGUGCAUGGAAGGCGCCGACCCCUCAAAAGUCGAUCGGUCGUACUCGUCAUGGCUGUACAUCAUGUGGGGCGGCGCACUCACGUUCGUUGCAGCGGCGCCGUCAUGGAACGCCGAAUUCGCGUUUCCAUCGACGGAUCCUGCAGGCGACGAAAAGUGGGAGAGGAACCGUAUCGACGAGUCGUUAUCCCGGCCGCUCGUGGCUGCUCCGGAGGGCGUGCCGAGGGCGCUCGUGCUGGCGGUGGUGCUCUCCAUCCUCAUAAGAUACUUGCCAACUCGUUGCGAGAUGGUAGCUUUGGAGGAGUCGGCUGCUG
Messenger RNA from Aphanomyces invadans, 1917 nucleotides. RefSeq lists its product as hypothetical. The record is from RefSeq and is a predicted model, not a curated record. NCBI's taxonomy places the organism in Eukaryota, Oomycota, Saprolegniomycetes, Saprolegniales, Verrucalvaceae. The coding region runs from base 688 to 1260 and encodes 190 amino acids. The transcript has a single exon.